Messenger RNA from Hemibagrus wyckioides, 1780 nucleotides. It is a transcript of the gene cldn7b, whose product is annotated as claudin 7b. Lineage: Eukaryota; Metazoa; Chordata; Actinopteri; Siluriformes; Bagridae. The transcript is spliced from 4 exons. The record is from RefSeq and is a predicted model, not a curated record. The coding region runs from base 226 to 855 and encodes 209 amino acids. Gene Ontology annotation, biological process: cell adhesion; bicellular tight junction assembly. Gene Ontology annotation, molecular function: structural molecule activity. Gene Ontology annotation, cellular component: plasma membrane; bicellular tight junction.
GUUCCCGACGCCAUUAAGGUGCGGUUUCCCUGGACAGGUGCUUCACCCAUUCUCAACUCAGAGAGGAAUUUAAACUGGGUUUCUUAUUCUCGGAAAACUUUUCACCCUUCUCUUGGAGGAUUUUAGUUACAUUUUAAAGAAGUUUUAAAAUCUUUUUGAAACACUUUUUAAGGACAAAAAAACUUUUUUUUAAAAAAGAAGGAAAAAACAGCGCAGAAACAGAAGAUGGCGAAUAAAGGGCUGCAGUUGCUGGGGUUUAUGCUGGCUAUAGUCGGGCUUAUUGGUCUCAUAGCCGGCACCAUCAUGCCCCAGUGGCAAAUGUCUGCCUAUGUGGGAGAUAACAUCAUCACUGCCGUUUCCAUGUACCAGGGCCUGUGGAUGUCCUGCGCGUUCCAGAGCACCGGGCAGAUGCAGUGCAAAGUCUACGACUCCAUGCUGCAGCUCAGCGGUGCUCUCCAGGCCACUCGUGCUCUGAUGGUCAUCAGUAUCCUCCUGACCGUGAUCGGACUGGGCGUGGCCUCCAUGGGCAUGAAAUGCACCAACUGUGGUGGUGAUGACAAAGUGAAAAAAUCUCGCAUUGCUAUGACCGGAGGAAUCGUCCUGCUGCUGGGAGCUCUGUGUGCCAUCAUCGCCUGCUCGUAUUUCUCCUACCAGAUUGUCAGGGAUUUCUACAGUCCCUUCACUCCAGUCAACACGAAGUAUGAGUUCGGUGGUGCCAUUUUCGUCACCUGGGCCGGAGCGUUCCUCACCGUAUUCGGUGGCGGCCUGCUGGCUGCGUCCUGCUCUAAGCGCCAGUCGUCCAGCCCGACGUAUCCAAAGUCCCGGCCCGCAAGCAGCAACAAGGAUUACGUCUGAGUACCAGGCUCACGCCCGCUUAGAACCAAUCCAACAACGGCAGCGAGCUAGUGGACGUUUCCCUGAGUGGCUGAGCUGAGGGCAGUUAGCAGUUUAUUUAGCUUAAAGCAAAUGUUUCUGAGAUCAGCACACCACAGGGCGACUUCUACAUCUGGUCUGCGGCGACGCCUUAUGUUUUCAACUGUACUUUUUUUCUUCCAUUGUUAACAGUGCCUUUUGUCCUAUGUUUUUUAAUAAGUUUGUAUUCAUUACCCCCAUCUGUAAAUCCAUGCUGUUGUACAGAAGGAUGAUUUGAGGCGGAGUGAUUUUUCUCUCUGAAGUGUACUGUAGCAUGACGCGCUCAGGGAUAAUGUCUAUCUCUGUUUUUUAGAGAAAAUCAUUAAACACGGUAAAUAAAAUGUCUUCCAUCUUUUUCCCCAUUUUGUCUUUAGGCCCAACUACAGAAACAUAAACAAUGGCAUUUAUAUUCAAACACUAACCACGUCCCUUUACGUCUGUCUAAUAUAUUUUUUUACUUUUCAAAUCUUUGAGAAAUAUAGUGAGCUGAGCAUCAUUUUUCCCACCUUCCACGCCCAGCGUUCUGUUUUAUCAAGCUUUGCCGUUGAUCCUGCAGAUCUCUCGACUCUGUACUCGGCCCAAAAGCAAAUAUUAACCUUUAUUUUAUAAACCGUGUCCUCUUAUUCACCUCUUCCACAACACAUUCCUGCCAUUCUCUCUUUCCCAAAAACCUCUUUUUUUUUUUUAAACUCCAGAUAACUUUUUGUGUGCAGUUUCCUUUUCUCUAAAGAAAAAGAAGGAAAAAAAAAGAGUUCCAGCUUUGAGGAGUAAUAGCUGUAGAUACUGUUCAUCUUAGAUUCUUUCACUUUUUUUAAUGUAAUUUUAUGCAAAUUAAUUUUAUGUAAAUAAACAGGAAAUGGAGAACGCG